GAGGGCAGUGCCUGCGCUCCCCCAUCCCCUGCAUGGGCAGGGCCUCGAGGGGUAUAAAUAGGUCAGAUUGCUGGGCUCUCCCCAAAUCUCUCUCUUCAGCACUUCCUUACUUUGGCCUGGUCCUGACUGUCACCAUGGCGUGUCCCCUGGAGAAGGCCCUAGAUGUGAUGGUGUCCACCUUCCACAAAUACUCAGGCAAAGAGGGUGAUAAGUUCAAGCUUAACAAGUCAGAGCUGAAGGAGCUGCUGACUAAGGAGCUGCCCAGCUUCUUAGGGAAAAGGACAGAUGAUGCUGCGUUCCAGAAGCUGAUGAGCAACCUGGACAGCAACAGGGACAACGAGGUAGACUUCCAGGAGUACUGUGUCUUCCUGUCCUGCAUCGCCAUGAUGUGUAAUGAAUUCUUCGAGGGUUGCCCGGAUAAGCAGCCCCGGAAGAAGUGAAGGCUCCUCAGAUGGCGUGUGACAUCUGCCAGUGGGGCGGGGUCUUCCCUGUUGGCCAUGAGCAUAGUGCCUUACAUUGGCUCUUUCAGACACAUGCACAAUGCUGACCAAGUUUAAUAAAAAAAAUGAAAUUAUGAA
Molecule: messenger RNA, 578 nt
Organism: Jaculus jaculus (lesser Egyptian jerboa)
Lineage: Eukaryota; Metazoa; Chordata; Mammalia; Rodentia; Dipodidae
Product: protein S100-A4
Exons: 3
Coding region: 33-440 (135 amino acids)
Biological process (GO): positive regulation of canonical NF-kappaB signal transduction
Cellular component (GO): perinuclear region of cytoplasm; nucleus; cytoplasm
Molecular function (GO): transition metal ion binding; RAGE receptor binding; calcium ion binding
Source: RefSeq, a predicted model, not a curated record